Messenger RNA from Leptosia nina, 2142 nucleotides. NCBI's taxonomy places the organism in Eukaryota, Metazoa, Arthropoda, Insecta, Lepidoptera, Pieridae. The record is from the annotation of a GenBank genome assembly.
AUGGCUGCGGAUUUGCAUCUAAAAUCGAGCAAACAAGCGAAGUAUAAUAUAUCGUAUAGGAAAAUUGUGUAUCAUAGGUUCUUCGUUGGUCUACUAUUGUUUAUAGUGCUAUCACUAGUUUUUACAGUAGUGUUCAAUGCUUUUUCUGGAAGUGCGCCACGUUCUGAUUUCUACGAACGAGUGAAUUUGGAAGCAGUGAAUUUACCUGUACAAAAAGUGGAUGGUGACUCUCCGUUUUCGGCGCCUCGCUUUGUGAAUUGCACAUACUGGAAUUGUUUUAAUGUUUACAAAUGUGGUCGAGGAGGUCACGAUAAAAUAUCGAUAUACAUUUAUCCUUUACAAGACUACAGGACAGAAAAUGGGAAAGCAGUGUCUCAUUUUUCUAGAGAGUUUUUUGAGAUUUUAGAAACAAUUAAACAUAGCAAAUAUUAUACACCUAAUCCUGAUGAAGCAUGCCUUCUAGUACCCAGUAUUGACACAUUGAACCAGAAGGCUUUUUCAAGCCAACACAUAUCUCAAGUUCUGGGCUCUUUGAAACACUGGAACAAUGGAGAGAACCACCUUAUUUUUAACAUGGUGGCUGGAUCCGAACCAAAUUACAACACCGUCAUUGAUCUCAACACAAGCAGUGCCAUUAUAGCAGGGGCUGGCUUUGAUACUUGGACAUUUAGAUACGGUUUUGACAUAUCAUUACCUCUUUACAGUCCGUUAGCUUAUGAAAUAGAUAAUACACAGCCUAAACAAAAGGAUUAUUUAAUUAUAUCAUCACAAACAAAUGUUCCAAGUGACUAUUUAGCUGAACUACAAGGUAUUGCUUCGUCAUCCAACGACUUGCUACUCUUAGAUAGGUGUAAAAAUGAUAUCAAUGACUACACCAAAAGGUGCGAGUAUACAACUGGCAAAAUUUUUGAUUACCCAGAGGUUUUGAAAAACGGUCUAUUCUGUUUGGUCGUGCGAAGCGCUAGAUUGAUACAGAGUGUCCUGAUGGAUGUAUUAGCAUCACAAUGCAUUCCGAUUAUAAUAGCUGAUACUAUAGUAAUGCCAUUCAAUUCUCACAUUGACUGGAAUCGAAUAGCAAUUUUUAUACCAGAAGAUAAUAUUAAGAAUUUAUUAAAAAUCGUACAUUCAGUGAGCAAUGAACGCCGCGGCGAGUUAUACUGGCAAUUGAGAUGGGUUUAUGAAAGAUAUUUUGCUAGCAUCGAGAAAAUCACUAUGACGACUUUAGAGAUAUUAAAUGAAAAAGUGUUCCCUUUGUCAGCUAGAAUUUAUGAAGAUUGGAAUAUGCCUGAACACUUGUAUGGACCAGUGAAUCCAUUGUUCCUGCCAGUGACAGCACCGAAGGCGCCAGGCUUCACGGCCGUCAUAUUGACUUACGACCGAGUUGAAAGCCUCUUCACGCUCAUCAGAAAAUUGGUGCGGACGCCGAGUCUAGCCAAGAUAUUGGUUGUAUGGAAUAACCAGAAACUACAGCCACCGCCUGCAUCCGAAUGGCCAGUAAUCAACAAGCCGCUGAAAGUGAUACGAACCAAAGCGAAUAAAUUGUCGAAUAGAUUCUUCCCUUACGACGACAUCGAGACGGAGUGUCAGCUGACCAUAGACGACGAUAUUAUUAUGUUAACGCCCGAUGAACUGGAGUUUGGUUUCGACGUAUGGCGAGAAUUUCCAGAUCGGAUAGUGGGAUUCCCGUCGCGGCUCCACGUGUGGGACAAUGUAACCAGCUCCUGGAAGUACCAUAGCGAGUGGACCAAUCAGAUUUCUAUGGUGCUAACUGGGGCAGCCUUCCACCACAAGAUCUGGUCCUGGUACUACACUUAUAAAAUGCCGGCGGAAAUUCGACGCUGGGUCGACGAUAAUUUCAAUUGCGAGGACAUAGCCAUGAAUUUUCUCGUCGCCAACGUAACUAGGAAAGCGCCGAUUAAGGUGACACCCCGCAAGAAAUUCAAAUGUCCAGAAUGUACAAACACCGAAAUGCUAUCAGCCGACGCUAAGCACAUGUCCCAGCGGUCGGCGUGUAUCGACAAGUUCACCAAGAUAUAUGGCCACAUGGCGUUGAAGUCAGUAGAAUUUAGGGCUGACCCGCUGCAGUAUAGAGAGACUGGAUCUGGUAUACCCCAUCUUUAUCCAGAUAUUGGCGCUCUCUGA